This is a messenger RNA of Cylicostephanus goldi, 267 nucleotides long. The record is from the annotation of a GenBank genome assembly. Lineage: Eukaryota; Metazoa; Nematoda; Chromadorea; Rhabditida; Strongylidae.
AUGAAGCUGAAUGGUUUCACGGCGAUGGAAUCGCGUGAACUCUGUCUUAGGCCUAACGUAGGAGAGAAGCACCAGGUCAUUCCUCACGGUGAACGGUCGAUUCCUUCGAUCCGUCCUGACCCGCCGCCUCAAUCCGCGCAGUCGAUCGACUUUUUCCCGGACGUCGCUGUAUUUUUCUAUACUGCCUGUGCUUACUGCAAGGAUGGAGACCUCCAGCUAUCUCCUAGCGUUGGUCGACCGUUUGAAGAAACGAAAAUUGAAAUUUGA